This is a messenger RNA of Leptosia nina, 342 nucleotides long. The record is from the annotation of a GenBank genome assembly. NCBI's taxonomy places the organism in Eukaryota, Metazoa, Arthropoda, Insecta, Lepidoptera, Pieridae.
AUGUACAGUCUUUCAAAGUCUAUAGUAUUAUUGAGUUUUGUAUCAACACUGUGUGGCCAAGAUUACGAUCUUGGGGAUGUCACCCUACGAACUUUACCACCCGAAUUUGAUUUCGGUUCGGAAGCCAAAGUGAAUAAAACACAGCUCGAAGAAGAUUUGGAGGAAUGUAUGGAGGAUUAUGUUGAAUGCUUCGUUGCUGAUAGGAAACAAAAUAUUUGCGCAAUUAAUUCUCGCUCGGAAAAGAAAAAUUUCAAUUCGCUGUGUUUAAUGGAAUAUGAGAAUUGUAGAAUUAAAGCAAGUAUUGAAAACAGAUGGCGUUAUUAUCAUGAUGAUAACUGCUAA